Messenger RNA from Alternaria arborescens, 177 nucleotides. RefSeq lists its product as hypothetical. NCBI's taxonomy places the organism in Eukaryota, Fungi, Ascomycota, Dothideomycetes, Pleosporales, Pleosporaceae. Gene Ontology annotation, cellular component: mitochondrion; ribosome. The transcript has 3 exons. Gene Ontology annotation, molecular function: structural constituent of ribosome. Bases 1 to 177 code for a protein of 58 amino acids. Gene Ontology annotation, biological process: translation. The record is from RefSeq and is a predicted model, not a curated record.
AUGGCGAAGAAAGCAAAGUCCCGUACCAUUAUGGUGCGCCUGAUAUCCAUGGCCAUGACGGGCUACUACCGGACCAUGCAAAGACCGCGUGCGCACCAACCGCUGAGCAUGCUCAAAUACGACCCAAUCGUGCGGAAACAAGUACUCUUCCUCGAGGCGAAACGCGGCAAGAAAUAG